AUGUCCGCAUCACAAAUAGGGCCCAUCUCGCAGCAGUACGCGGCGGCAGCGACGGUGCCGCUCAUCAAGUCGCCUUCCCUUUGGCUCCCACCACCAGUCGAGCUGCCCUCCGACAUUCACCCCCUUCCAGAGGACAUAACGGCCUACUUUGUCUAUCCCUUCACACUCGAGCAACACGUCGUCUCGCUCCAGCCGCCACCGCACGUCGCGAUUGCCGAGCGGCGCGCGCGCAACGCCGCCAUCCUCCACGCCCGCGAGGUCGAGGAGGAGGAGCGUGAGAAGGCUGCGCUGCAUAAGGUCGCGCCGGGGUAUAACCCUGCGGCAAUGCUGAUGCCCACGCACCGCGAUGGAGCGCCCAAAGCAGCAUCCCCGCCAAUGCCUUCCCCAAAGAAGGAGGCUGACCCGAUGGACGAGCUGGUCGCGCAGCUAGAGGAGAUGGAGAGCAGCAAGAAAUUGUAUUAG
This is a messenger RNA of Cutaneotrichosporon cavernicola, 462 nucleotides long. RefSeq lists its product as uncharacterized. The transcript is spliced from 4 exons. The coding region runs from base 1 to 462 and encodes 153 amino acids. The record is from RefSeq and is a predicted model, not a curated record. Lineage: Eukaryota; Fungi; Basidiomycota; Tremellomycetes; Trichosporonales; Trichosporonaceae.